Molecule: messenger RNA, 798 nt
Organism: Caenorhabditis angaria
Lineage: Eukaryota; Metazoa; Nematoda; Chromadorea; Rhabditida; Rhabditidae
Source: the annotation of a GenBank genome assembly
AUGGCGCAAAACGCUGAGAACUUCUUUCAAAAAUUCAUGGAAGCAGUCGACAACCAAAAAGAUGUCUUGAAAGGUGAAAACGAGUUUAUCGCAACCACGAAAGAAAAUGAAAAGAAAAAUGAUAUCAAUGAGGAAAAUAUUUUCAAACAAAAAACUUCUGAUGAGCAAAAGUUGUUCAAAACUGAAAAAGCCGCUUUGGAGAAAGAGUUGAAAGUAUUGAAAUCAGUCAGUGAAAAGUUAGUUGAAAAACAUUAACUUAAAAUAAUUUUUUUUACUUUUUGAGACUUGUUCAAACAAAAACUGUAUGGGAGGAUGAACUGGAAACAACAAAUGAAGAAUUCAUGCUUCGUUUAGAUGAUCAGAAAACAAUUGAUACUGAAAAACAAUUUAGAGAUACUCUUGAAUGUUUAAUUGAAUCUUUGGAUUGUUUGGUAAGCUAUAAUACACGUUUAAUAUCAAAUAUGUUGAGAUUUUCAGUCUGUACAAGCGAUGGAUACUCAAUUGGUAGACAUUCGCAAAACUCUUCAUAAACUCAAUGACGAAAGUAAGUUUUCGUUUAUUUUCUUAAAAACAUACAACAUAUAUUUUUUUAAAGGAAAAACUCGUUCACAAAAUCUCAACGAAAAUCGAAAUGUGGAAACAGAAAUAAAAAAUAAGCUGAUGAAAAGUUAUGGAGCAUCGUACGCUGAGAGAAAUAUUUUGCAAUAUGCAAUCAAUAAUAAAACAAGUAAAGUUCGCCAAGAAUAUCAAAAAACUCGAUUACAAGAGGAAAGCUUGAAAGCGAAACUUUCACAUUAA